AUGGAGCCCCAAAGUCAGCAUGGCAGCGGUGGUUCGCUAGUGGCGAUUCAGCAGCCCUCCUUGGACAGCCGGCAACGGCUGGACUACGAAAGAGAGAGCCAGCCGACGACGAUCUUGUCGCUGGACCAGAUCAAGGCGAUCAGGGGCAGCAACGAAUACACCGAAGGUCCAUCUGUGGUGAAAAAAUCUGGGCCGCGGACAGCACCGAGGCAAGAGAAGCAUGAGAGGACUCACGAAAUCAUACCAAUUAAUGUGAAUAAUAACUACGAACACAGACCCAGCCACGUGGGGCACGUGGCGCAUCAGCAUAGCGCCAGGGCUCCCGUCCUGAGCAGGUCCACCAGCACGGGGAGCGCGGCGAGCUCUGGGAGCAACAGCAGUGCUUCCUCGGAGCAAGGUCUGCUGGGGCGGUCGCCUCCAUCCAGGCCGGGCUCCGGCCACAGGUCCGAUCGGACAAUCCGGACGCAGCCCAAGCAGUCGUCUCUGACCGUAGAUGACCUGAAGGGUCCUUUGAAAGAGGACUUGACGCAGCACAAGUUUAUCUGCGAACAGUGCGGGAAGUGCAAGUGCGGGGAGUGCACGGCGCCGAGGGCGCUCCCUUCCUGCUUGGCCUGCAACCGGCAGUGCUUGUGCUCUGCGGAGAGCAUGGUGGAGUACGGCACCUGCAUGUGCUUGGUCAAAGGGGUCUUCUACCACUGUUCCAACGACGAUGAAGGGGACUCUUACGCGGAUAAUCCCUGCUCGUGUUCCCAGUCACACUGCUGUUCUAGGUACCUGUGCAUGGGAGCCAUGGCCUUGCUUCUGCCUUGCUUGCUCUGCUACCCUCCCGCAAAAGGAUGCCUAAAACUCUGUCGAGGGUGUUACGACCGCAUCAAUCGUCCAGGUUGCCGGUGCAAGAACUCCAACACGGUCUAUUGUAAACUGGAGAGCUGCCCCUCCCGGGGUCAGGGCAAGCCCUCAUGA
Pelecanus crispus (Dalmatian pelican) is the source of this 963-nucleotide messenger RNA. RefSeq names its product sprouty RTK signaling antagonist 1 (gene SPRY1). Gene Ontology annotation, biological process: animal organ development; negative regulation of MAP kinase activity; multicellular organism development. NCBI's taxonomy places the organism in Eukaryota, Metazoa, Chordata, Aves, Pelecaniformes, Pelecanidae. The record is from RefSeq and is a predicted model, not a curated record. Gene Ontology annotation, cellular component: cytosol; membrane.